This is a messenger RNA of Zootoca vivipara (common lizard), 9467 nucleotides long. It is a transcript of the gene C2CD3, whose product is annotated as C2 domain containing 3 centriole elongation regulator. Lineage: Eukaryota; Metazoa; Chordata; Lepidosauria; Squamata; Lacertidae. Gene Ontology annotation, cellular component: centriolar satellite; centriole; microtubule organizing center. The record is from RefSeq and is a predicted model, not a curated record. Gene Ontology annotation, biological process: cilium assembly; centriole elongation; protein localization to centrosome.
CAGAAGGCCGCGCGGUGGCAGCGGCGGCGGUGGCCGUUGCUAGGCAGCGGGAAGCGGGAUCGGGGGCCUAGUCGGGAGGAUGAAGCAGAGGAAGGCCAAGGCGGUUGGCCCGGCCCGGCCGGGGUCCGGCCGCAAGAAGAAAGACGUCAGUGAUAUCUCCCCCUCUACAAGUUUGCCUCCUCUUGUAGAAGGACAACUGCGCUGCUUUCUGAAGCUGACCAUUAGCAAAAUCUUAUGGGUGGUUGCCAAGCCACCUGCUUCCUUCCUUAUCCGGGUGAGGUGGUGGGGAGAAACCUCGGACGGUACAGCCUUUGUUCCCCGGGAUACCUCUCAGGCCGAGCCAAAAAACCUCAAAACUACGACCCGCUACCCAGUUCGGUGUGGACCAAAACAGUUUGUCUCCUAUCUGACAGAUAUGGGUGCUCUUAUCCUGGAAGUAAUGGCCAAACCAGAUCACCUUCCAAUUGGCCGGGUGCAAAUCAAUGGGCUGGCACAGCUCUCUCCAAGUCACCCAAUCAGCGGGUUUUUCACCAUUGUCUCACCAACAUCUGAGAAGAUGGGAGAGCUGCAGGUAUCGCUUGCUCUGGAACCGCUGUCUGAAACCUAUGACAGCAGCAGCUCCAUCCCAAACACAGACGUCAGCUUCAGUGCUGGUUUGUCAGUCCAGGGGACCAAAGAAACGGCUGACUCUAACCCGUUCCUUGCACCCUCGCAGCUUCACAGGCCGGCUAGCACGAAUAUUGUUGGAAGAGAGUCCGUUAGCAGUAGUAGGGCCACCACACCAAGGGGCAAGGACCACUUGUACUUUCAAGAGAACUCUGAGAACUUAAAAGAAGGGUUUUUUCGACCUCAGCACCACCGCCUCCAAGGGCGCAAUGAUUCUGUCAAUGCAAAUGAUCCCAAGCAACAAGGGUUGUUUUCCGGUGGCUCUGAUCUUGAGGCUCAAGUGAGGUUGGCUAAGGAAAGUCCCAAACCUGCCCAUGUCCUUUCUUGCAACAACCCACCAACAAAAGAUCUCCUUUCAGCCCUUUUGGAUAAAGGGAACAGACUCCGAAACGCUAUGGUAGUGUCUGCAAUGACAUCAAAUCCCGAUCCCGAUAUACAGCUUUAUGAACUUCAGCCCAUAAAGCAGGACGUCUCCAAACUAGUUGAAAAGAAUCUUAAAAACCUGCACCCUGGCCUCAUAUCUGCCGUUGAAGAGCCUCUUCAGCCACUGCCUGAUGGCUCAGAAUUUGAUUUAGAUGCUGAAAACAGAGCAAUCCAGCUCUUGCUGGGCAGUUCUGGUUCUUCCCCUCUGCGCUUUUUGGAUGGUACAGGCUCCCCCCUGGAAUGUAUCUCUCCUGGGAGUGAGGUGUACGACAGUGAGCUGAACGACCCCCACUAUGACCAGAGCCUGCUGGAAAACCUGUUCUACACGGCUCGAAAGUCCGACAGCAGCUUAAGUGACUUCCUCAGUGACGAGGAAGAUGCUGUUGCUUCCGGAAAACUAAACAAGUCGCAGAACGGCAAGUGUAGGAGAUCAAAAAAGGCUUCAGAGUCUAGCCCCUUGGGUCAGAAAGGGAGGACUCGAGAGACAAAACCCAGCCAUUCUCCUGCUGGGCCGCUUCCUCUUCAUGAGGCUUCCAUGGAAUCCACAGAGGAAACACGAGCUGUCAAUUUGAAUCUGGACAGACUGGCAGUGCUGGGCCGGGUCCGAUUAGCUAGAGCAGUCGUGGAGAGCCUAAAGGUGCCCCCUGAAAACAUCACUCCAGGCAAAAAACGAUCAACCGGAAAGCCGCCCAGGCCAGCGUUGGCCAAAAAGAGGACAUUCUUUGUCGAGUUUCACUUUCCAGUGGGAGCUUCAAAGAUUGGAGCAGGGCAGGCUGCCAUAACUACAGAAAUAGUUCGGAUAGCAUCAAGUAAAAUCUCAGGGGAAGUGGUGAAGUUUCAACAGCGGUACGUGUUCCCCGUUCACUUCAGUGGCGCAAUGAUAACCCACUGGUGGAACUCGGACCUUGAGUUUAACAUCUACUCAAAACAAGGCACACAAAGAAAGCCACUGUUGAUAGGCUCAGCCGUUUUCCCGCUGCGAGACAUAAUUCAGUCUGAGCAGCUAACCGUCAGCCGUGAACUGCCUGUGAAAGAAGACGGAGGUCCAGCCCAGCUGGGGCCUUUAAAGGUAUCAUUGGAACUUGCAGCUGAUAAUAAAGAUUUCUCCAGCACUAGUGCCAAGGCAGCGAAUGGGGCGCCACAAGCUCCAGUUCAUGCCAUCAGGAGUCCCGGAGUCAAGUUUCAAGAAGUUGGCAGGAGCACCACUCCUGCUGGAAGCCCCCCAGUCUUGAAGCAAAGUAAUUGCCAGCUCCCAAAGAGGAACCAAGAGUCUUCACCUGCAGUAUCAGAAAGGGCCAAUGUUGGCGUGAGUCAGCUACCAGUCCCCAUGCCCGUCUCCCGUAACCUCCUGAACCAGCUGUGUGCAUCAGAAGAAGAAGGUUUGCUAUUGCACGUACUCUUGAUGGUCCCAGAAGGGGAGGUCUUUGUUCCCAAAGAUGCUGUAUUUCAUGGCUCUUGUAACGUGUAUCUAAACUGCAAGCUCUUCAGCACAGAAGAAGCCACAAGGUCUUCGGUGAUAUGGGGGACCACACAACCUAUCUUCCAGUUUUCUCAGGUAACUCCUAUUUCACUGACAUCAAAACAUCUGGAGAGGCUGAAGAACAAUGUGAUGGUCAUAGAAGCCUGGAACAAGGUGUGCAUUCCAGGAGGAGACGCCCUGCUAGGACUGGUGAAGCUUCCACUGCAUCAGUUCUACGUUUCAUUCAAGGACCCCAAGAUUUCCAGCCUGCUGCUUCAGGCUCAGUAUCCGGUGCUGGCUGUAGAUGGCUCCAUGCCCGUGGUUGACGUCUUCACCGGCAGCAAAAAGGGGAGCCUGAAGGUCAUUCUGGCCAUGGGCUCUGCGGAGCAGAUCGCGGCCCUGCAGAGGCUCAAGAACGAGGAAGGAAUGGCACCUCCUGUGGCAAUGCGCCCUCCACAUUCUCUGGACUCCCUUGCCAUGCCUCUUCCAAAGCAGUCAGGCAGAGAAAAGGAAGGGAUGCUGGAGCACGUUUUUGAGAUCCACAUUGAGAGCGUCAAAGGGCUCACUCCCCUCCAGUCCACGGUCUGGGGAGAGGCUGACUGUUACGUGCAGUACCACUUUCCCGUUCAGGAGUCAGACUCCGACGUACUGCGUGGGACAGAGUUCUGUGAGAACGGCCUUGUGCUAAAGCCUUUCCGCUCGGCAGUCACCUUGUGCGUCCCUGACCCCAACUUUGGCGAUGAGCGUCAUCACUCCUUGAUGGUCCCUGCUGACGUCCCUGUCCAAAGGCUGCUGCUCAGCUCUUUCUCUGCCCAGGGCAUAGGAGGAGGAGCAGGGAUCCAGUUUGAAAUCUGGUGCAGGUAUUACUACCCUAACGUCCGAGACCAGAUGGUAGCCAGGGGGACCUUGCCCCUGUCCCGCCUGUGUGCCAUGGUGACCAUGCAGUACCGAGAGGACGUGGGCAUCCAGACCUUCAGCCUACCCUUAAUCCCAAGGACUGAGAGUGCAGGGGAGCCCCACCCCCAUUCCUCAGGUUUUCUUGAUGUGAGCGUAAAAUACAGGCGCUUCCUGAAGGCGACAGAAGGCAUCCUGGCAGCUCAAGCAGUUUCUAUUUCGGUUCAGAUACACUUUGCAGCCGGUUUGCAGGCAGCAGCCAGAGCCGUGGCAGAAAAGAACCCUUCGCUCCAGUGCAGUGCAGAAGUUGGGGUGAAUGCCUACGUCUCCGUGCAUCUGCCCUUCCUCCCCGAAUCUGAGAGGCGCAACACCCGAGCCGUGGCUCGCACUUUCUGCCCAGAAUUCGAGCACCACACAGAGUUCCCGUGCAACCUUGUGGUCCAGAGAAGCAGUGGAGAAGCCUGUUCCCUGGGGGAGUUGUUGCAGGUUUCGGAGAUAGUCUUUUCCAUCUUUCACAAGAGCCUGAACUCAGCACCAUAUGGAACAAAAACCCAGGCUUCGAGGGAUUACCUCCUGGGAACUGCCAAGAUUCCAACCAGAGACCUGUUGAACAGAAGAUCAGGUAUUCGAGGCUGGUUCCCAAUAACUCUGCCAGAGGACCUGGUGCCCGCUCAUUGUGCAAACAUCCUGCAAACCAUAGUUGGAGGCCUGGAGCUUUCUGUCACCUUCGCCCAUCCUGGGGACCGGCAACGUGUCCUGGAUGCGGCUAGACUUUUAGGCUGGAAUUUGAAGGAAGCCAGCGCCGAGUGCCUGCAGGACGACAGUGAGAGUGAAUGCCAGCAUACUCCAGACACUGCAACCGUGGCCAUUUCCAUCCCCCGGCUGUGGCUACCAGUCCAGUGUGUGUUACUUGCAGGACAGACGCACUUAAACAAAAGCAUCCAUUGCUACCUCCGCUAUAAGCUGUAUGACCAAGAAGCCACGUGGACGUCUCUUAGGAGGCCCAAAUUAGCUGAAGACCAGAAGCACGUGACCGUGAGCUUCAAGAAAAGCAAAGAAAUGGAUCUUCCGUUGAGCCAAGCCUUACUGUGGUACUUCAAGGAGGAGAGGCUGGAGGUCCAGGCGUGGCGAGCCUAUGGGAACGAGAGCAACACCGAGAGGCCCCUGGAUACCGAUCGACUGAUUGGGUCGGCCUACGUAGACCUUGCCGCACUCGGGGAGAGCUCAAGGGGGAAAAGGACAGUUAGUGGUGUCUUCCCCUUGUUCCGGCGCAAUUCUUCAAACUUGUUGGGAGCCGCCAUGCGAGUCCACAUUGUAGUGGCUCCCAAAAGCCCCUCCAGACCUGAUGUUUCUGAAGAUGGUAGCAGUGGCGUCAGUGACCACGAGGAAAGACACAAGGAGCCUGAGCAAGAUUUGAAACCUGAUCAGACCUCCGUUGUGGAAACCCUCAUCGAGAAACCAUCCGAGGAGUCUCCCCACCCAGUGGGUCAUGAGCAGACAUUUGCCGUCAGUAUCCUUGUGGAAAGGGCCAUGCACUUAAGCUUAAAAGGGAGUCCUCUCACUGAACGUGGGGUCGUGUCACCCAGUAGCUACGUGUCUUUUGUCGCUGCCGAUGCUGAUAAUCCCAUUGCCACAGAAAUAGUUGAAAAUUCCGACUCACCUGUUUGGGACUUUCAGCAGCAGACCAGACUCUCCAAAGAGCUUCUGUUGGAUCCUCAGCAAACUCUGGUCUUUAAAGUGUGGCACAAAGCAGAUGUUGAACGGGUGAUAGGAUUUGCCUCUGUGGAUCUCUCCCCCCUCCUUUCCGGCUUCCAGUUAGUCUGUGGCUGGUACAACAUCACAGACUUCAGCGGACAGUGUCAGGGGCAGAUCAAAGUCGCCGUUUCCCCCCUUGAAAAUAUAACUCAUCUCAAAGAAGAAAGACAGGCAAGAAGCCAGACCAAAGCUUCAGGAUCAUCAAUUCCAACCACCAGCUCUUUUGCCCUCCAAGCGCAGGACUUGUACACUGCAUUCCCCAGCUUCUCCACAAGAGGCACCAACGAACAUCUAAAGUCCCCAUUGAAGGGCACUGAUGCCACCAGUCUGGAGAGCAGGACUGGGUUCUUGGGGUCCUGGAUGCCCCGUCAUGAAGAGCACGUGAAGAACAUCCGCCGAUUCCACGAGUCGCUGCAGCAGGCAGAAAGCAACACAUGCCAGUUAGGAAGGCUGGAUUCCCUUUCCCAUUCCUCACGCACUUCCCUUCUCGGAACUCUCAGGAAAAACCUGAGUGAGCUGGAUGAGAUUCAGAGGUACUUCGGUCAAAAGCUCACCAGACCUCAUCCCGACUUGGGUUCUCCACGGAGAAACACGGAUGACCUGGGUGCCAGUCACCAAAGCCCCGCCUCCAUGGAGGCAGAUUCGGAAGGACGCCACCUGCUGGAGAAAUCCAGUCACCUGGUUUCUCAAGUCAGCAGCCUGAUUGCUGACCUGCAGAACAACAUGGGGAAGAAUGCCGAAGGAUCUGUGGGUGCCUGUGUGGAUGGCAGCCAGUGUUCAAGCGCUGUUGCCUCCCUCGGCAAGGGUGGUCUUCACAAGACAGAAGAUGCUGCCAGGGCUGAGGUUCCCAAAGGCCACCCGAGGAGCGAACCUUCAAGUACCUGUGUCGACAAAGAGCCUUCGCUCCCUCUUGGCGAAUCCCCUUACGGGGUAGGCAUGCUGUUCAAAUUCCUUGGCCAAGCCAAUUCCCAAAGCAGCCACCCCUCACCUGCUUGCUUUACCCAGAAAGGCGAAGGCGCUGCACAGUCUCACAGUGAGGAGGAGGAAGAGGAAGAGUAUGAGGAGGACGUCAUAGAACCAAGAACGCUGAAUGAAAUCACCACCAUGACGGACAGAACCAGCCCUUGGUCCAGCCUUGUCUCUGAACCAGAGCAUGAUCCUGCGAUCAUGAUGGGCGCUGAUCAGCUUGCAGGGACUGCUGAACCUUCGCUGAAAGAAGGCAGCGUCAGAAGCAGCCCCGUGUCCAGCCUCACCCAAGACGACCCUCAGAGCAUGCCCAGCAGCGCCAGAUCCAGUAACAGCCCCUUGAGAGAAGACAAAGAUGACGAACAUGUGAGGAGGCGGGACCUCGAGGGUAGUCUGGAAGAGCCGUUGCCGCCUGCUCCCAUCUCAGCCUUGAGCCAAACAAAGGAUGGGGCUGCAGAAGAAGAGCAAAGGGAAGAUGGGGGAAGAGCGCAGGAAAUUGGGGGCAAGAUAGAGGAAGGGGAACCGUUUAUUCCAUGUGACGGUGGUGGUGGUGGUGAUGGGGACUCUGCAGCAGCUAAGCACUGUGUUCCAGAGACGAGAGAGGGCAGGCUGGGCUUAGAGGGCGGCCCCCGAGGUGAGGAAGGAAGGCGUUUGAGCGAAGAGGCUUGCCUUGGGACGGUGGGAGCUGCACAGCAUUCUGGAAGCUGCUCUGACGAGAGCCAUGAAAACUCACCAGAGGAGUCGGAGAAGCCUCUGAAGCCCAGUGUAGUCCUAUCUGACCCCGUGGUCGUCCCCAACUUCUUCCUUCCACCACAGCAUCUGGAAGCCUCCAUGCGGCUGCUCAGCAUCACUUCUCCUUCUCCACCGGCUGCUGCUGCUGUUAAAGCUGGAAGUGGCGCCGCUGCUGCUGCUGCUGCUGCUGCCGGAAGAAUCCCUAACCGAAGGCCGGCCCGUCACAACCCGAGCCUGACGCCAGACGAGCUCCCGGAAAAGGAAAUGAGAAGGAUCGCUCGGAUAUUUUCAGCCCAGUUCUCCAAAAAGCAGUAGUGGGACGAGGGGGCAGGGAGGCCCAUCAGCGAUGGCUCAAAGGCUGCAAAGCUUCCAAGAAAGGUGGAGGCUUCGGCUUGCUGUAAACCUCUGGCUCGUUUGGGCUGCCGUAGCAAGCAUGCAUCCUAAGGAGCCCCGGGAGAAAAAUGAUUCUUGAGGAACUGUGCCUGGCGUGAAAGCGGGAGACACGUCUGUUACUGUAUACCAGAGAUGCAGCCUGCCCUCUUCCUGAGCCCCGUACGAGGCCUGUCCAUUCCUCCUAGAAGAACACAUGGCAUUAGUCAAAUAAGCCAAGGAAUUAGGUUACAGGUAACGGCAACGGCAGUUCCCUGCCUACCUUCUGGAUCCGAGCUAUGCCAAGAGCUAAAGUUCCAUUCUCACUCCUUCCUGUGUUCAGCUCCUUCUCCUAGCCUGUGUUCUUACCCCAGGAGCUGUUUGCAGCAGUGCUGCUCCCCCCCCCCAUACCAAGUAAUGUGAGAGGCCCUGCACCAUUCUGGAGAUUUGCCGUGGGUGUCCUUCCUAUCCUUGCACCAGACGCCCAGUUUCCCAGAGGGCAGCGCUGGCGUGGGGGAGGAGCUACGGUAAGGUCUGGGGCUGGUCAGACUUCCACCCUGGCAGCCCGAGAGGUAGCAGCUACUGUGCCACCCUUGUAGGCCUGGGAUUCGUGUGGCAUCUCACCUGCUUGGAGGCCACGGAAUUUGCUUCGUUGUUUUCCAAACAGGACAGAAACGCCUUUCCGAGCAGAAGCAGACAGCACUUGAGAGUCUAGCGUGAGCAAUGGAAGUUGCCAUGUUGCGUUUCUUACCUUCGCAGUCCUUUAGAACACAGCCUGGGGUUAUGGGUCUCAUGUAUAUCUGGGUACAUUUGACAGCAUGCAAAAGGGCAAUGCAAAGGACCCUGGGCUCAGACCAGAACCUUGCUGGAGCUGCGCUCUCCUGUUGAGUGUCAUGAAACGCUCUGUGAACAUGGGAGACUUGCCCAGCAUAGGCCCUGCAUUUGCAAACUUUGCUCAAUACACCCAAAGCAGGUUGUGCACAUUGUCCACCAGCAUCAGAACUGUGUAUAUUCAAAUAAAAUUGUUGCACUUUUUUGUUAAAAUACAGGCAAUAUUGGGGAUACAAAUCUCUUCACAUAUUUACAUAUAUAUAUAUAUUUUAAGUCAGUUUUUUUUAAAAAGUAUCUGCCCUAAAUGGAAAUCAUGCUAAUUUAUUUGUAAAGAGUUUUUUAAAGACUUGCGAGUCUCUCUGUCUUUUUUUUUAACAAUAAAACGGCAUUUAUAUUUUUGUGACCUCAAGUGUGUUUCAUCAAUAAGCGAUGUUUUGUGCAAUAGUUCUUCAUAUAAUGCUGGUACCGAAACCACCUAGGAAGCGCUGCAGAUGUUGGAGUGAGCGGAAGGUAGAUCGUUAUCUGCUUAGUAGAUAACUUAAGUCAGGAGUGGGAAACCUCAGGCCUGGGGGCCGAAUCCAGUCCUCCAGAUCUCUGCACCUGGCCCUUGAAACUCUUUCCAGGCCACACACCCCUCACUGGUCAUACUUCACAACCCAGGUGUUUUUGCCUCGCUGGAAAUAUAUCAUUGAACUCUGAUAAUGCCUCUCACUCGCCUGAAUGGGGGACAGAGAAGAGGGGUGUAGAAAAUAGCCUGGCGUAUAAUGCUAAAAUUUACAAUCAUUACCCACUUUUGCUUCUGGUCCGGCCGGAAGGUGUCCCUUAGAAGGUGGUCCAAAAGAGAAUGUGGCCCCCAGGCUCAAAAGCUCUCUUUUCCCCUCCCCGCAUUCAAGGUUAUUUUCAGUCGGUCAUCAAAUAUUUCCGACUCCCAAUUCAUAGAAUCGUAGAGUUGGAAGGGACCACGAAGGGUCAUCUCGUCCAGCCCUGCAACGCAGGAAUAUUUUGCCCAACAUGCAGCUCGGACCCAUGACUCUAGAACUGAGAGUCUUGUGCUCUGCCAACUGAGCAGCAAAAAAAUGAUUCUUCCCCUUCCCUUCUUCCAAACAUAAUGCGUAAACUAAAUAAGCAGGGAAAGGGGGCUGUCGGCUCAGUUCCAUUGAGGUGCUCAGAACAUAUCCCUGGGCUCAACAUUCUGUUGGUUCCCUGUUCCAUCGGAGCUUUUCAUCUGGUGUGCUGAAGUUACCCUAGAUGGACUACAUAAGAAGAGCCGUUGCUGGAUCAGGCCAAUGGCCCUAUCCAUUCCAGAGUCCUGUUCUCAGAGCGGCCAGUCAGGUGCCUGUAGCAGAAUCUGAGCUCAAGAGCAUCUCUCCCC